Molecule: messenger RNA, 2739 nt
Organism: Phyllostomus hastatus (greater spear-nosed bat)
Lineage: Eukaryota; Metazoa; Chordata; Mammalia; Chiroptera; Phyllostomidae
Gene: FKBP10
Product: FKBP prolyl isomerase 10
Exons: 10
Coding region: 74-1822 (582 amino acids)
Molecular function (GO): peptidyl-prolyl cis-trans isomerase activity; calcium ion binding
Source: RefSeq, a predicted model, not a curated record
GGGGGGAGAAGGAGCUUGGUGGCGGCCCUUCUUUCUCUCGCCCUCACUGCCCGCCGUCCCAGCUCCAGGCACCAUGUUCCCGGCGUGGUCCCCCAGCCACCCCUUCCUCUGGCCCCCACUGCUGCAGAUGUUGCUGCUGCUCUCGCACGCUGUGGGGAGGGGGCUGGGCCGCGCCAGCCCGGCCGGGGGCCCCCUGGAAGACGUGGUCAUCGAGAGGUACCACAUCCCCAGGGCCUGUCCCAGGGAGGUGCAGAUGGGGGAUUUUGUGCGCUACCACUACAACGGCACUUUCCAGGAUGGCAAGAAGUUUGACUCGAGCUACGACCGCAGCACUCUGGCGGCCAUCGUGGUGGGUGUGGGGCGUCUCAUCACUGGCAUGGACCGAGGCCUCAUGGGCAUGUGCGUCAACGAGCGGCGGCGCCUCAUCGUGCCUCCCCACCUGGCCUAUGGCAGCAUCGGCUUGGCGGGGCUCAUCCCCCCGGACUCCACGCUGUACUUUGACGUGGUCCUGCUGGACGUGUGGAACAAGGCGGACACGGUGCAGGUGAGCACCCUGCUGCGCCCGCCCCUCUGCCCCCGCAUGGUCCAGGACGGGGACUUCGUCCGCUACCACUACAACGGCACACUGCUGGACGGCACCACCUUCGACACUAGCUACAGCAAAGGCGGCACUUACGACACGUACGUGGGCUCGGGCUGGCUGAUCAAGGGCAUGGACCAGGGGCUGCUGGGCACGUGUCCUGGAGAGAGAAGGAAGAUCACCAUCCCUCCGUUCCUGGCCUAUGGCGAGAAAGGCUACGGGACUGUGAUCCCCCCGCAGGCCUCCCUGGUCUUCCAUGUCCUACUGAUCGACCUCCACAACCCGAAGGACAUGGUCCAGCUGGAGACCCUGGAGCUACCGCCCGGCUGUGUCCGCAGAGCCGUGGCCGGCGACUUCAUGCGUUACCACUACAACGGCUCGCUGAUGGAUGGCACCCUCUUCGAUUCCAGCUACUCCCGAAACCACACGUACAACACCUACGUGGGGCAGGGUUACAUCAUCCCGGGAAUGGACCAGGGGCUGCAGGGCGUCUGCAUGGGGGAGCGCCGGAGGAUCACCAUCCCCCCGCACCUGGCCUACGGGGAGAACGGGACUGGAGACAAGAUCCCCGGCUCGGCCGUGCUGAUCUUCGACGUCCACGUCAUCGACUUCCACAACCCCGCGGAUCCCGUGGAAAUCAAGACCCUGUCGCGGCCCCCGGAGACCUGCAACGAGACCUCCAAAACCGGGGACUUCGUCCGCUACCACUACAACUGCUCCCUGCUGGACGGCACCAGGCUCUUCUCCUCGCACGACUAUGAGGCCCCCCAGGAGGCCACUCUUGGGGCCAAGAAGGUGAUCGAGGGCCUGGACACGGGCCUGCAGGGCAUGUGCGUGGGAGAGAGGCGGCAGCUUGUGGUGCCCCCGCACCUGGCCCACGGGGAGAGCGGAGCCCGGGGCGUCCCUGGCAGUGCCGUGCUGCUGUUUGAGGUGGAGCUGGUGUCCCGGGAGGAGGGACUGCCCGAGGGCUACCUGUUCGUGUGGCACGAGGACCCUCCCGCCAACCUGUUUGAAGACCUGGACCUCAAUAAAGACGGCGAGGUCCUCCCCGAGGAGUUCUCCGCCUUCAUCAAGGCUCAAGUCAGUGAGGGCAAAGGUCGCCUCCUGCCGGGGCAGGACUCGGAGAAAACCAUAGGCGACAUGUUCCAGAACCAGGACCGCAACCAGGACGGCAAGAUCACCGCUGAGGAGCUCAAGCUGAAGUCAGACGAGGACCAGGAGCUGGUUCACGAGGAGCUCUGAGGGCGGAGCUGGGGCCUGGGCCCAGACACCAGCGCCCACUCCUGGGGGACAGUGGGCGGGGGCGUUGACUUCCAGCGGUCACCCGCACUCUUCUGGGAUGAGGUCUGAGAGCGUCUGCAGGGCGGUCAGAGCGGACGACUCUGGUCUCCCUGCCAGCCCGACAAGGACAUCCACUGCACAGACCUCCUCCUUGGGUUUUGUCGUCCAGCCCACACCACCCAACCCACACCACGAGUUUCGGAGUCACACCCCCAAAAGGCUAAACUUUGGGAGUCACAAAGCCAACCUGGGGAUCCGUGGAGGUGUGGGUUGGACCAGGCCGUUGCUGACCCCUCCCCCGCAUGGCCACGUCACCACUGGGCUGGGCCGAGCUCAUCAUUUACUUCCCCAAACUUCCUUCUAUUUGUCCUUCUGCUCACCAUCCCCAGUCCUGCCUGCUCCCCUCUGUCACGGCGGCCCCAGAAGCAUGAAACUGGGCUGGCAGAACCCCCGCCCUCCCCCCAACUCAGCUCAGGCUGGUGCCACGGGAGGGGCGGCUCCAGGAGAGCGGCCCUGACACACUACGGUCCCCAUCCACCUGGCCCAUUCCCCCUCAUGCGGGGGUGCCCCCCCCCUCCCCGGGAGCUGCAGGUCCAGGCUGGUCUUCGUGUGACCUUCCAUCCAUCCCUAAGGAAGGCUGCCUUCGCUAAGGGAGGGAGGAAGAGGAGGGAAAUAAAAGAAGGGCAGCGAGGAAACCUCCGUAGCUGGGUCCUAGGGCUGCCAAAUGAAGUCCUUGUUCGCAGCCGAGAUAAACUCAGGAGGGCGCACUGGGGACUGUGGGGGGCAGAAGGGGGCAGGCAGAGUUUGCACCCCCAAAAGGCUAAACUGGUGUCGUCGGAUCCCCUUCUCCUUUGUGACAAAUAAAAGACUAAACCAGA